AUGUUCAGCCGGUCGGGAUAUCAAGCUCUUCCACUGGGGGACUAUAACCGUUUCCCACAGUCCAGCAUUGGAGUCUAUGGAUCUCAGAAGAGCUUAUUUUCCUUUGGGCACGUGCAAGACCCAUGGGACCAGGUCCCGCAAAUGAAAGGUUCCUCCCAGGACUAUCUGUCAUGGAUUUGCCAUGGGAUUGUCACCUCUUUGGCCUUCCUGCUGAUGGUCAUCACCUUCCCCAUCUCCAGAUGGUUUGUCUUGAAAUUAAUCCCUGCCUACGAGCGAAUGACUGUAUUCCGCUUGGGCCGGAUCCGAGCCCCCCAGGGGCCAGGCAUGGUCCUGCUGUUGCCAUUCAUAGAUCACUGGCAACUAGUAGACUUGAGGACAAGAGCCUUUAAUGUGCCAUCACGUAAGCUGACCUCUAAGGAUGGAGCCGUGAUCUCCAUGGGGGCUGAUAUCCAGUUCCGAGUGUGGGAUGCAGUGCUGUCUGUCAUGAUGGUGAAAGAUCUGAAUGCAGCCAUCUGAAUGAUGGCCCAAAACGCCAUGACCAAGACCCUGCUGAAGAAGAACCUGAGGGAGAUCCAGACAGAGAAGCUGCGGAUUGGGGACCAGCUCCUGGUGAGGGUUUGCUUAUGACUUUGGGCCCUGCUCCUGUGCUGUGACAUGGAAAGUGAAGCAACCCAUUUCAGUCUGUGCCUCACCAGCUGCAGGACCCGAAUCCCUAAUUCUCUAGCUAUGUAAUGUUACUGAAAUAUUGGGUCUGCUUAGCUGAGAGCUAAUUAACAGCUUGACAGGGAUAAGGAAAAAUGCUUUAUUUUGCAGAAAAAGGAGAGCCUGUACUUUGGUACAAAAGACUUUGUUUUUGGAAUGAUCCGAUGGGCAGGGACAUCAGCGGGUAGGGACUGAAAUUGAGCUG
Messenger RNA from Gopherus flavomarginatus (Mexican gopher tortoise), 907 nucleotides. It is a transcript of the gene STOML1, whose product is annotated as stomatin like 1. Lineage: Eukaryota; Metazoa; Chordata; Testudines; Testudinidae. Gene Ontology annotation, cellular component: plasma membrane. The record is from RefSeq and is a predicted model, not a curated record. The transcript has 4 exons.